Messenger RNA from Exophiala bonariae, 1527 nucleotides. RefSeq lists its product as uncharacterized. NCBI's taxonomy places the organism in Eukaryota, Fungi, Ascomycota, Eurotiomycetes, Chaetothyriales, Herpotrichiellaceae. Gene Ontology annotation, cellular component: COP9 signalosome. Bases 1 to 1527 code for a protein of 508 amino acids. The transcript has 2 exons. The record is from RefSeq and is a predicted model, not a curated record. Gene Ontology annotation, biological process: protein deneddylation.
AUGUCAGACGACGAUGAUUUCAUGCAGGAGUCUGACCCGGAGCAGUACGAUUUUGAGUACGAAGACGACGAGGACGGGUCCACUGGUGACGUCGACAUUGAGAACAAAUACUACAAUGCGAAGCAACUGAAGGGUGACGAUCCAUCCGCCGCUGUCGAUGAAUUUCUCGGCGUACCGACUCUCGAACCUGAGAAGGGCGAUUGGGGCUUUAAGGGCCUCAAGCAAGCAAUCAAGUUGGAGUUCGCACUCGGUCGCUUCGACGAUGCCGUCUCCCACUACAAGGAACUCCUCACUUACGUCAAGUCCGCCGUCACGAGAAAUUACAGCGAAAAGAGUAUUAACAAUAUGUUGGACUACAUCGAGAAGGUGGCCACCGAACAGACCGCGUACAAAUGCAUGGAAGAGUUCUACUCUCUGACCCUCGAGACCUUUCAAAGCACCAACAAUGAGCGGUUGGCCCUCAAGACAAAUGUCAAGCUGGCUAAGCUGUACCUUGACAAGAAGGAUUACAAUCAGCUGACUAGCAAAGUGAGGGAGAUUCACACCGCAUGUCAGAAAGAAGAUGGAACAGAUGACCCAGGAAAGGGCACAUAUUCGCUGGAAGCAUAUGCUCUGGAAAUCCAGAUGUAUGCUGAAAUGAAAAACAACAAACGCCUCAAGUCCCUGUACCAGAAGGCAUUGACCGUGCGCUCAGCGGUUCCUCAUCCUAAGGUUCAAGGCAUUAUCCGUGAGUGCGGAGGAAAGAUGCACAUGAGCGAAGAAAAUUGGAAGGAAGCACAGAGCGACUUUUUCGAGUCCUUCAAGAACUACGAUGAAGCCGGCUCCAUGCAACGGAUUCAAGUGCUCAAGUAUCUGGUUCUAACCACAAUGCUCAUGAAAUCCACCAUUAAUCCAUUCGAUUCACAAGAGACCAAGCCAUACAAGAACGACCCUCGCAUUUCUGCCAUGACUGAUCUCGUGGACGCCUACCAACGAGAUGACAUUCAUCGGUAUGAAUCGAUAUUGAAGGACAACCAGGAUCUACUGGCCGACCCAUUCAUCGCCGAGAAUAUCGACGAAGUCAGCCGCAACAUGCGCACGAAAGCAGUGCUCAAGCUGAUAGCGCCUUACACACGAUUCUCUCUGCAAUUCAUUUCCAAGCACAUCAAAAUCCCCGUGAGCGAAGUACAAGACAUUCUCGGCGUACUGAUAGUCGACAAGAAGCUCAAUGCCAAAAUCAACCAGGAAAACGGCACAGUGAUCGUCGACAGCAUCAGCACGAGCAACGCCACGGACCACCUGCAUCGUCUACGCGAGUGGACCACAGCCGUCGAAUCAUUGUGGUCUUCGGUACUGCACGACGGCGAAGGCUUCAAGCUCGAUGAUACACUACAGGGCGGAGGCGGCGGCGGGGGGAGCUUCGGGUCCAUGAUGAACUUCUCAAUGGGCCUGGAUUCCACCAACAGCAUCCCCAAUCGCGCCUCUGCCCGUCGUCUCGGCGGUGGACAUCGUGGUCGUGGUGGUGGCAAAGGCUUUACUCCGGUUUGA